Messenger RNA from Plasmodium fragile, 2373 nucleotides. RefSeq lists its product as uncharacterized. Gene Ontology annotation, cellular component: nucleus. NCBI's taxonomy places the organism in Eukaryota, Apicomplexa, Aconoidasida, Haemosporida, Plasmodiidae. The coding region runs from base 1 to 2373 and encodes 790 amino acids. The transcript has a single exon. The record is from RefSeq and is a predicted model, not a curated record. Gene Ontology annotation, molecular function: 3'-tRNA processing endoribonuclease activity.
AUGUCAUUUUUUUUUUUGUACCAUUUGGUCAUAUUUUCCCUGUUUAACUUUUCACUGACGUGUACCUUGCAAAGAGGAAAGAGUCCUGCCUACCUGGGACAACAGUACCCCCGUGACGCUUAUACGUUUGGGCGACUGUCACUGAGGAGGAGGGAUAAGACGAAGAGGUGUGCUGAAACGGGGAGCCAGAAGUUUAGCAGCGGGAGUGAUGCACAUUGUGUGAAGAAGGCCUACCUGUUUGCAGAGCCGAGACUUGCAGACCAUGAUGGGUUGACCUGCGAAAGGGGGGCCAUCACAUCACGUGGUGGAGCGAUUACAUCACGUGGGGGUGACCCCCAGACGGGGGAACUGUGUUCAGAGCAGAUGGACAUAAGGGAGAAGAGGUUUGCUUUGGUAAGAAGUGGAGUGGACAGGCUUCUCUACAUCAACAGGAACCUGUUUGAUGCUCUCCAGGUGGUAGGCAGUGUCCCUGUGGAGGGGGGCUCCACUGUUGAGACGAAGAAGAAGAAAAAGGUUCAAGCGGAUGGACAGUGCCCGGAAGAGGUAGAGAUGCUGUUAGAGGGAAUGCGAAAUUUUCAUUUUAAUGAGGAGCGAGUAAAAAUUUAUACCGAUCUGAUUGGAGAGAUCGUGGAUCAGGGAAUGAUUCCCUUGACCAUUGUAGAGUCUGCAGGGAAGGUCGAUUCGUUGGACAAGGAAUUUCGCAAUUACGUCGCAAUGCUGUUGUUACGCGGGGAGGGAAUUGUCCCUGUGGGGACUGGCCCAUUGGCGGGUUCUCCCUGUGGAGGUACUACUAGUGGGCAGGCCGCUCUCCAACGACAGGAUGAGGUGAGGGGCGUGGCAAAAAAAUUGCUGCUCUUGAAGGAAGCAAUCAUGAAGCUUUCACAGGAGCAUAAGGUAAGAAUGGACGCAAUAUACCUAGACGAAGAAACGGGCGAUGUGAAGGUGAAGCGGAACAGUUUCGAGGAUGGAAGUGAAAGGAGGAGUAAUUGGAAAUUAAUUUUUUUGGGGACAGGGUCCAUGUACCCCUCAACGAACAGAGGCACAUCAUCCUUUCUCCUCCAAACGACAAAGAAAAAAUGCAAUGAGGCAUUCCUAUUUGACUGUGGUGAAAACACAUUCAUUGCUUUACAAAGGGCAAGCAUAAAAAUUAGCAAAAUAAAAAAUAUUUUCCUUACACACUUGCAUGGAGAUCACUGCUUGGGGAUUAUUUCCGUGCUGACCAUGUUAAGAAAUUCGAACACGAUUAAUAUUUAUGGUCCUGAAGGGACUCACCGCUUCUUGAGGAACACGUUCAGCUCGACGUACUCGAAGCGAAUGGCUAAGUUUUUCGUGUACGAGUUGAAGGGGGGGGCAGCAGUGCACUCUGCAAAAAUGACUCCCCCCCCGGGAAAAGAAUUAAUCACUGCUGGACGAAAAAAACGGGAUGACGUGGAGUUCAUCCUGCCGAACGAGCACAACAUGUAUACAGUGUUGCGAAAUGACUACUUAGAAGUGUUGGGCUUCCCCAUAAAGCACACUGUGCCCACCAUCGGGUACGUCAUACGGGAGUUGAACGUCGAGAGCAAGUUCAAUGCACCCUACAUAGAUGAGCUUAUUAAAAAAAAUUAUAAUGAAUUGAAGAAAUGCGAAAAGUUGGAGUACAUCCCUUAUAAAAUAUAUGAACAUGUCAUACGAAAAAUGAACGAUGGGGACGUUGUGGUGUUUCCGGACAAAACGCAGCUUACGUAUGGGAAUGCUUAUAAGGAGGUGUACAGGGGGAGGAAGAUCGUUGUGUGCCAGGACACCUAUGAUGCAUCCAGCUUGGAGCAAUUUGCCACCGAUGCGGAUGUGUUGAUACAUGAGGCGACAAACAGCUUGAUCGACUUAACUGACCAGGGCGUCGCUGCUCCGGAUGGGCUGUGUGAGGAUCACGUGGGGCCGCCCCUGCCAAGUGGUGUGCAUGGGGGGGAAGCUCUCAUGCGCAACGACGUCCCGGACAGGGGUGCCACCGCUUCUGUCAGCGAUAACGCGGCGAAGAGCUCCUCCAAGCAGGUGCCCCCCGGGCUGGUGAAAAAGUACAACAAAAUAAUUGCCGAGCGGGGGCACUCCACGGCAAACAUGGCGGGGACAUUUGCGAAAAAAAUAAACGCCAAGAAACUUAUUCUAACGCACUUCUCCCAGAGGUAUAUUGGAGACAACAAAUUGAAGAACAUCAGCGUCAUGCGUAAAAUCGAGAGGGAGGCAGAGGAGUCCUUUGGAGGGAUCUCUCAAGGGGAGAGUAAAGAUGGCCCUGACUGCUCUAGCACCACUGAUACAGGUUGCGAUGGGGAAAGGGAAGUGAUCGCUGCGUAUGAUGGGCUCAUCGUGUAUGUCCCUCCGCAGAGGGUAAAGUGA